AAAAACCAACCAAACUAAGCAAAGUAACCCACCCACCAAUACCAACUUUUUGAAUUCCCAAUUUUACCCCUUAAACCAUUCACAGGUGAAAAAAGGGAAAAAACAGAACAAUCACCGGUCACCGGAGAGAUGAAUCUCCGGCGAUCCCCUUUCCCCCUCCCCACCCUCCUCCUUCUCUUCCUCCUCCUGUCUCCCAUCUCAGCCGCCACCACCGCCAACCUCCACCGCAAAAAAACUCACAAAAUCAACGGCCCAAUCAAGACCGUGGUGGUCCUCGUCAUGGAGAACCGCUCCUUCGACCACGUCCUCGGGUGGCUCAAGAAGACCCGACCCGAUAUCGACGGUCUAACCGGAACCGAAUCGAACCGCAUAACCGCCAACGACCUCUCCUCACCUUCAAUUCCCGUCACCGACGACGCAAUCUUCAUCGAUUCGGAUCCCGGUCACUCCUUCCAAGCGAUUCGCGAACAAAUCUUCGGCUCAAAUGACACGUCAGCAAACCCCGCACCAAUGAACGGUUUCGCGCAACAAGCAGAGAACCAGCUCAAAGGAAUGUCGAGAACCGUUAUGAGCGGGUUCAAGCCGGAGCGACUUCCGAUUUACACUGAGUUGGCGAACGAGUUCGGCGUUUUCGACAAGUGGUUUGCGUCGGUUCCCGCGUCGACUCAGCCGAAUCGGUUCUACGUUCACUCUGCAACCUCGCACGGUGCCAUGAGCAAUGUGAGGAAGGACCUUAUUGAAGGGUUCCCGCAGAGGACAAUCUUCGAUUCGCUGAACGAUAACGGACUCACGUUUGGAAUUUACUACCAGAAUAUUCCCGCCACUCUGUUCUUCAAGUCCCUCAGGAAGAUCAAGAACGUUGUCAAUUUCCAUAGCUACGCCUUGAAAUUCAAGUCCCAUGCUAAGAAGGGGAAGCUUCCAAAUUAUGUGGUGGUGGAGCAGAGGUACUUUGACGUUAAGCUUUCCCCAGCAAACGAUGACCACCCUUCGCAUGAUGUGGCAGAGGGGCAGAGGUUCGUGAAGGAGGUGUAUGAGAUCCUCAGGAAGAGCCCUCAGUGGAAGGAGAUGGCAAUUCUGAUCACAUAUGAUGAGCAUGGAGGGUUCUAUGACCAUGUGCCUACCCCUGUGGAAGGUGUCCCUAACCCUGAUGGGAUCAUUGGGCCUGACCCUUAUUACUUCCGCUUUAAUAGGUUGGGUGUCAGGGUCCCUACCUUCUUAAUUUCCCCCUGGAUUGAAAAGGGUACAGUGAUUCAUGAACCUGAUGGGCCAACACCAACAUCUCAAUAUGAACAUUCAUCUGUUCCUGCCACAGUAAAGAAGCUUUUCAAUUUGAACUCCAAUUUUUUAACAAAAAGAGAUGCCUGGGCUGGUACCUUUGAAAAAUACUUCAACAUUCGAGAUACUUAUCGUGAUGAUUGUCCAGAGACACUUGCGGAUGUGAGUAGUGAUCUAAGGCCAUUCGGAGCAAGGGAAGACACAAGUCUCUCAGAGUUCCAAGUGGAACUGAUCCAGCUUGCAUCUCAGCUCAAUGGUGACCAUGUACUCAACUCUUAUCCAAACAUUGGCAAGACUAUGACAGUGAGAGAAGCUAACAAGUAUGCAGAAGAUGCGGUGAAGAGGUUCCUUGAGGCUGGAAAAGCUGCUCUCAAAGCUGGAGCUAAUGAAUCAGCCAUUGUCACAAUGAGGCCUUCACUCACUAGCAGAGUUCCUGUGGAAGCUCACCACGGUGGUUUGGAAUCUUACUGAUUCUUUUCACAAAAUCAGCUGUAAAUAUAUGUAUUAAAAUAUGUUAGGUUUUAGAUUCCAUGUUAAAUUUAGGAAAGGGUUUUUGGGGAGAAGGGGGGAUGCAAAAAUGGGUUCUGAAAGUUAUUUUCUAUUUAAGAACAUUGACCAGUUAACUGAUUAAUGAUGCUCAAUAUGAACAAUCAGUUAUUGGCCCUAUUAAUCACUUUGAUGGUUGAUUGUUCUUGAAUGAAAGGAACAUUACUGUGAACGAAAUCUUAAAUUUAUACUAUGUGGUUCCUAGGUAAGGCUGAAGAUAAAAUUUCUAGGAAUAUAUUGUAGUGGCUAGAAUUAUAACUUACUAAGCAAAACAUUAUGUACUGUGCGUAGUGUUAUAAAUUUAUAUGAAGCUUUAAUGUUAGAGGAGCUUAUUGUUUA
Messenger RNA from Arachis stenosperma, 2160 nucleotides. RefSeq names its product non-specific phospholipase C1. Gene Ontology annotation, biological process: phospholipid catabolic process. The coding region runs from base 130 to 1746 and encodes 538 amino acids. The transcript is spliced from 5 exons. Lineage: Eukaryota; Viridiplantae; Streptophyta; Magnoliopsida; Fabales; Fabaceae. Gene Ontology annotation, molecular function: hydrolase activity, acting on ester bonds. The record is from RefSeq and is a predicted model, not a curated record.